Hypoxylon fragiforme is the source of this 741-nucleotide messenger RNA. RefSeq names its product NAD(P)-binding protein. Bases 1 to 741 code for a protein of 246 amino acids. The record is from RefSeq and is a predicted model, not a curated record. Lineage: Eukaryota; Fungi; Ascomycota; Sordariomycetes; Xylariales; Hypoxylaceae. The transcript has 3 exons.
AUGGCUUCUAAAUUCUUCGCCAUCGUUGCAGGUGCUGGCCCAGGCACAGGCAGGGCAUGUGCUCUCCAGUUCGCCAAAGCCUACCCCGUUGUAUUGUUGACUCGUACGCCCGAGUCGUACCAAGACACCGUAGCCGAGAUCAAUAAAUCUGGAGGCAAAGCAAUCGGAAUUAGCGCUGACACCUCAGACGUCAAGUCAUUGAACUCAGCCUUCGAGGCCAUCGCUAAGGAACUGCCUGGCUUGAAGCUUGCUGCGGCUAUCUACAAUGUCGGUGCCGGCUUUAAGAGGUUGCCCUUUCUCGAGUUAACCGUCGACGAUUUUGACGGCGCUGUCGGUGGUAAUGCGCGAGGUCUCUUCAACUUUGCUCAGAAGGCGCUUCCACUGCUCCUAGAAUCGGUAUCAGACUCCAAACAUCCGCCGACAUUGCUUAUCACGGGAGCCACGGCUUCUGUUAGGGGGUCAAACCAAUUUUCCACGAUGGCGGCGAGCAUGUUUGCUCGACGAGCACUUGGACAGUCUCUGGCGCGGGAGUUUGGCCCCAAAGGAAUACACGUAGCACACGCCAUCAUUGACGGAGUCAUCGACAUCCCCAGGACUAGCCAUUACAACGUGAACAAUGGAGUCGAGGAUAGUAAGCUCAGAGCUGACGCGAUUGCUGAGAGUUACUGGAAUCUACACACGCAGCACCGUUCUGCGUUCACGCAAGAGGUGGACAUGCGCCCAUUUGUUGAGAAGUGGUAA